GAACGGCUGCUAGAGACGAGAGAUUCAUUGAAGAGAGAGAGAGUAGGGAGGGAUCUGGAGUUAUCUCUCCUCGUUGACCCGAUCGGGCUUCCUUGAAGAAUUUUGCUUUGAUCGUAAAGUAAAUGGCGGAUUCGUGUUUAAAAGGAGGUAAAUUCAGUGCGCCAGGGUUUCGAUUUCAUCCGACAGAUGAGGAGCUGGUGAUGUAUUAUCUGAAGAGGAAGAUUUGCAAGAGAAGGCUUAGAGUCAAUGCCAUCGGCGUGGUCGAUGUUUACAAAUUGGAUCCUGAAGAAUUGCCUGGUCAAUCGGUGUUAAAGACGGGAGAUCGACAGUGGUUUUACUUUACUCCAAGGAACAGGAAGUAUCCAAACGCAGCUAGGUCUGGUAGAGGCACAGCAACUGGGUAUUGGAAGGCCACUGGGAAAGAUCGAGUCAUCGCCUACAACUCGAGAUCGGUAGGACUCAAAAAGACACUUGUUUUCUACAGAGGUCGUGCUCCUAAUGGUGAGCGUACUGAUUGGGUGAUGCACGAGUACACCAUGGAUGAACAAGAGCUCGGCAGAUGUAAGAACGCCAAGGAGUAUUAUGCUCUUUAUAAGCUGUUCAAGAAAAGUGGGUCUGGUCCCAAAAACGGUGAGGAUUAUGGUGCUCCCUUCCAGGAAGAAGAAUGGUUCGAUGAUGAUUAUGAAGUUUCUGUUCCUGAGAAACCUGUGGUUCGUUUUGAAGAUACUCCUCGGGUGGAUAAUGCUACACUUUUCAAUCCUGUCAAUGUUCAGUUAGAUGAUAUCGACGAGAUUCUCAAUGGAAUCCCAUAUGCGCCUGGGGUUCCUCAAACAUGUAUUAAUAGCCUUGCUUCUAGUAUUCCCCAGGUUAACAGCCAAGAAGAAGAGCUGCAAAGCACGUUCGUUAACAAUUCUUCUGGAGAGUUCUUGCCAAACGUCCAGCCAUACAACAUGCCCUCGACUUUUGAGUCUACUGAAGUCACGUCAGUUCCCAAUGACUCUGGUGUGGGGCCUUUUGUGUUUGAGCAGGAAGAUUACAUUGAAAUGGAUGAUCUUCUGACCUCUGAACUCGGAGCUUCUUCAACUGAGAAACCCGAACAGUUCCUGGACCCUGGUGAAUUUAGAGAGUUUAAUGAGUUUGACCAGUUGUUCCAUGACGUUUCCAUGUUUUUGGAUAUGGAACCUAUUCUUCAGGGAACUUCUGCUGAUCCUUCUUCUCUGAGUAAUUUUGCUAACACAUCAGACCAAGAAGACCAAUCCCUUUAUCAACAGUUCCAGGACCAGACCCCUGAGAACAAGCUGAACAACAUCAUGGAUCCUAACCCAAAUCUCAGUCAAUUCACUGACAAUCUCUGGUUUCAAGAUGAUUAUCAAGCUGUUCUCUUUGAUCAACCGCAAUCUAUUAUCUCUGGAGCAUUUGCUUCACCUUCAUCAGGUGUGGAUGUGAUUCCCGGUUCCACAAAUCUUACUACGAGUGUAACUGCUCAAGACCAGGAAGGCGAAAAUGGUGGUGGUGGAACAAGCCCUUUCUCAUCGGCCCUGUGGGCAUUUAUGGACUCGAUACCUUCAACGCCAGCCUCUGCGUGCGAGGGUCCUAUUAACCGGACAUUUGUGCGUAUGUCUAGCUUCAGCCGUAUGAGGUUCGGUGGAAAGGCUAAUGGAACGCCAGCGACCACUACCGUAGUAGCAAAGAAACGUAGCAGAAACAGAGGGUUUCUUGUCUUAUCAAUAGUGGGUGCCUUGUGUGCCAUCUUUUGGGUGUUCAUAGCCACGGUUCGAGCGUCGGGGAGACCCGUCUUCUCGUAAAAGGUGGUUUUCUUGAACAAUAUUCGUAUUUUAGCCAAAAACAUAAAUACAGGCAAGUUAGAAGAAACCAACCAUGAUCCACAUUAAUGGUCAUGGGAUUAUUGACAUAUUUUAAUACAUAUAUAGGGUCUUUGAAUGUGUAUAGAGAUUGAAAGAGCAAAGAAUGUUAAAUUCUUGAUAAAAAAAGUUUCGUUUCUCGUCGA
This is a messenger RNA of Brassica oleracea var. oleracea, 2008 nucleotides long. Its product is annotated as NAC domain-containing protein 17-like. Gene Ontology annotation, biological process: regulation of DNA-templated transcription. The record is from RefSeq and is a predicted model, not a curated record. The transcript has 5 exons. The coding region runs from base 123 to 1805 and encodes 560 amino acids. Gene Ontology annotation, molecular function: DNA binding. Lineage: Eukaryota; Viridiplantae; Streptophyta; Magnoliopsida; Brassicales; Brassicaceae.